This is a messenger RNA of Geodia barretti, 1227 nucleotides long. NCBI's taxonomy places the organism in Eukaryota, Metazoa, Porifera, Demospongiae, Tetractinellida, Geodiidae. The record is from the annotation of a GenBank genome assembly.
CAGUUUGAGAAUAUCAGGGAUGACUUUCCCAUACUGGCGCGCCGCGUCAGGAAUGACAAGCCGCUGGUAUACCUUGACAACGCGUCCACCACCCAAAAGCCCCUGAGCGUAAUUGAGAAGAUCACAGAGUACUACAAGGGGUACAACGCAAACAUACACCGGGCGGUCUACGCGCUGGCAGAGGAGGCCACCGCCGAGUACGAGAAGACACGGGACAAGGUGGCCGAAUUCCUCAACAUACGGAACCGGGAGGAGAUCAUCUUUGUCCGGGGAACCACCGAGGCCAUCAACCUAGUCGCCUACUCUUGGGGCCGCCCACACAUCAAAAAGGAUGACAUCAUUGUAGUCACAGAGUACGAGCACCACAGCAACAUAGUCCCGUGGCAGCUGCUGGCUCAGGAGACCGGCGCCAGGCUAGAGUACAUCGGGGUUGAUGACGACGGCGAGCUCGUACUUGAGGAUCUGGAGAGGCACCUGGCCACGGGCAGGGUAAGACUGGUCGCAUUCAGCCUGAUGUCAAACGUACUGGGAACCAUCUCAGACGCGGACAGGAUAAUACCCAUGUGCAAAAAGGCUGGCGCGCUUGUGCUGGUGGACGGCGCGCAGGCAGUCCCGCACAUGCCGGUGGACAUGCAGCGGCUGGGAUGCGACUUUUUUGCCUUCUCAGGACACAAGAUGAUGGGACCCACUGGUGUCGGAGUGCUCUGGGCCCGAAGGGACGUUCUGGAUACCAUGGUGCCGUUCCAGGGCGGCGGCGACAUGAUCCGCGAGGUGCACAAACACGAGACCACAUGGAACGAUCUUCCCUACAAGUUCGAGGCCGGAACGCCGAACAUAGCCGAUGUGGUGGGACUGGGAGCCGCGAUCGACUACCUGACUGGAAUAGGAAUGGAGAAUAUGAGGCGCCACGAGAUGGAGCUGACAGAGUACGCCCUGGGGAGGAUGUCUGCCAUAAAGGGGGUUGAGAUCUACGGCACUCCAGAUAUGAAGAAGAGGGGAGGGGUAAUCUCGUUUAACUUUCAUGACGUACACCCCCACGAUGUGGCCCAGUUGCUAGACGACGACGGCAUCGCCAUAAGAUCAGGCCACCACUGCGCUCAGGUUCUCAUGGAACGGCUGGAUGUUGCCGCCACCUCCCGGGCCAGCUUUUACAUAUACAACACAAGGCAGGACGUGGAUGCCAUGAUAGAAUCGCUUGAGAACGUGGCAAGGGUGUUUAAGAUAUGA